UCAGCAUUGGUCACGAUAGGGUUGGGGUUCGAAUCUCUGGUGGUGUUAUGAUUUUAUUAACGAUUUUUUUAAAGGAUUUUCUAUUAAAUAAAUUAAAUGAAGAAGAAAAUAUUCAAGAAGAGGAAGGGGAAGACCAAAAUAUUAUUCAAGAAGAAAAUAAAUUAUUAUCCUUAUAUUCAAUUAAUUUAAAUCAAAAAAUAGUUACAAAAGAAAGAAAUCCAUUCUUGUAUUUAAUUGCUACAAAACAUUUGGAUAUUUUAACGAAGAAAAAGAAGGGAGGAGUAAAUAUUUGA
Messenger RNA from Meloidogyne enterolobii, 293 nucleotides. The record is from the annotation of a GenBank genome assembly. NCBI's taxonomy places the organism in Eukaryota, Metazoa, Nematoda, Chromadorea, Rhabditida, Meloidogynidae.